UAGUCGAAUUGUCUGCAUCAGAAGCUUUACGCUACGAUUGUUAUUUUUUUGCAGAUCAAGGUAGCGUAACAAUAUGGUUGUCGCUUACCGGCUAAUGCUGUAUUUAUUUCUAUUGACAAUUAGUAUAUUAGAAGUUAAAUCAACGUUUCUACAUGCUUGUUAUCAGCCAAAAAUUGAACACGCGUUAUUGACAAGUCCUGGUAGUUUUGGGGCGUCAUAUGGCUAUGGAUAUGACACUACGUACAGAGCGGGUAGCCAGCUCACAAUAGUAUGCAGACAUGGAUAUCAGUUAGUCAGUGGAUCAAAAUAUUCGUCCGGUUUUACCACCCUCUGUACGAGAACUGGAGCGUGGGCACCACCGGCAAGAGCGCUUUCGUGUGUUCCCAAAAUAAAGGAAACGACUUGUGAGCCACCACCAGUAGAGGGAUUAUUACUACGCCCAUCAAAAUCAAUUUACCAAGUCAAAGAAACAGUUCGAUAUACUUGUGACGAUGGAUAUACGUUAGUCGGAAAAAAUACCGGAAUUUGUACACAUGAUGGUGUUUUCGUAGAAAUACCUGCUUGUCACGAAGACAAGAUAACCUGCGUCGCUCCAGAAGGAAACGGACUCAUUGUUAAGCCAUCACGAACCUCAUAUUAUGUUGAAGACAUUGUCCAAUACAGUUGUGAAGAUGGUUAUCUUCUUAUUGGGGAACGAACUGGAAGUUGUUCAGAAAGCGGAAUUUUCCUCAAUGUACCUUUCUGUAACAAAAUUAAGACCUGUACUGCGCCACAAAAGGAAGCAUUACGGGUGUUGCCAUUCUGGUCAGAAUAUUCUAUUGGCGAUACCGUAUCAUAUACUUGUGAAGAAGGAUAUCUGCUUAUUGGUGACGUUGUUGGAAAGUGUGGCAGAAGUGGAUUCUUUAUCAAUGUUCCCUUUUGCAACAAAUUAAAAACUUGUGAUCGUCCAGAAGUAGAGCAUUUGGAUAUGUCUCCCGACAAACCUAUAUAUAUUGUCAAGGAUGUCGUGAAAUAUUCUUGCAAAGACGGAUACCUUCUUAUUGGAAAAUCGACCUCAAUCUGCACAUCAAGUGGAGUAUUUGAGGACGUUCCCAUAUGCCAUAAAUCUAAGUCAGUAUGUGGACAUCCGGAUGUAAAACAUCUUAAUCUCUCUCCGGAUAAACCAAUGUACAACACGGAAGAAGUCGUAACAUAUAGAUGUGAAGAAGGAUAUAAGUUAGUUGGAAAAACUUACGGGAUUUGCACAACGAGUGGAUUUUUUGUCGACAUUCCUGUCUGUCAUAAAUUGGAUGUAAGUUGCAAGUACCCUGGAAAUCCAGACAAUGGUAGAACGAAACCGUCCAAACCUACAUACGAUGUUGGAGAAGUUAUAGCAUUUGAAUGUGACGAUGGAUAUGUUCUUGGGGGAAUACAAUGGGCGCGUUGUACGAAAAGUGGAAAGUUUUCGGAAAAACUUCCAACAUGCGAAGGUUUCAAGACAUGUCCAGAACCAUCUUCUCCAGAAAAUGGAUUUCUCAUUACUUCUUAUAGAAGCAAGCAGUUUUAUAAACCACAUGAAUAUGUUAUGUUCAAAUGUAACGUUGGAUAUCAGCUUAUUGGAUCUAUCAGAUCAACAUGCUCAAAAGCUGGAGUUUUCAUUCCUGCACCGCCCACUUGUAAAAAAGAAAGAAUAACGACAUGUCAAUUUCCCGGAAAUCCGACAAAUGGUCAAACUCGACCAGGCAAGCCCAUCUAUGAUGUUGGCCAAAGCGUGAUAUUCUUAUGUCGAGAUGGAUUUGAAAGAGAUGGUGCUGAGGCAGCCACGUGCCUGGAUACAGGAAGUUUCUCCGAAAAUGUACCAACUUGCAAAAAAUCCUGUAACUUUCCUGGUUUACCAAAUAACGGCAAUACGACGCCUAUAAGACUGACCUACGAAGUUGACGAUGUUAUUACAUUUUCUUGUACUUCUGGAUAUGAAAUUGAAGGUGCCGAAUCAGCAACUUGUCAAGCCAGCGGAGAAUUUUCAAAGGAAGUUCCUGAAUGCAAGAAGAUGGUAAAAUGCAGCAAACCUCAACUUCCUUCUGAUGGAAGUCUUAUGAUUGCAUCAACAUUCAAAGAAUUAUAUGAGAUCGGAGAAACAAUCAUAUUUGAAUGUAAAUCAGGUUACAUUCUGAUUGGUAGAUCUCGUUCAACAUGCUCUGAAGCUGGAGUAUUUAAGCCAGGCACGCCCGCAUGCGAAGUUGUUCCUACAUGUGAUGAACCCGACUCGCUUGAAAAUGGAAAGUUGCUGAGUGAUAAAUCCCCAGGAAGCAAGUACUCAGAGGGAGAAGUGGUUGGAUUUGAAUGCAAUGAAGGAUAUAUCCUAGAAGGCGCUAAAAGAUCGAUUUGCGCUAAAGUCGGUGGUAGACUUGAAUUCCAACCAUCGAAUCGGUUUUGUCGAGAAAGAACAUGCUUUCCGCCUCGAAGUCCAGAUAACGGUAGAAUCAUCAAUCCCAAAGAUGAGGACAGCGAAUAUACUCUUGGAGUUAAAGUUAUUUUUGCAUGCAACGAAAAAUAUACAUUAGUGGGAGAACGCGUGUCAACUUGUUCACAAAUAAAUGGCAAACUUGAUUACAGACCUCCUCCACCGACUUGUGAAAGAAAAACGUGUUCUGCACCACCUGAGUCCGUAUCAAGAACAUACGUACCUACAAAGUCACUACUUGAUGUCGGAGAUGUUGUAUCAUUUUACUGCAUCAACGGAUUUUUGUUGUUUGGUGAACAAAACGUAACCUGCGUUGAUCAGGAUCAAUUUUCGAGUGAAUUUCCGACGUGUGAAAGAGUACGUUGCUCAAGGCCUGAACGCCCAGAAUUUGGUAAAAUCCAACCGUUCCGUGGUAACUAUGGCAUUGGUGAUACCGUUACGUUCAGUUGCAGGGAAGGUUACAAAAUAUCUGGAAGCGAAACCGCGACCUGCACAUUGGUUGCUGGGAGGAGAGCUUCGUUUUCACCGGAGUCUCCAUCUUGUCAACGACAAACAUGCCGCAAGCCGAACAUUCCCUUGAGUGGGUCUUUGUCUCCCGAUCGAGAUUCAUACUACGUUGGAGACAGAGUCGCCUUCUUAUGUGACGAUGGUUACAAAUUAAAAGGAGUUUCCAGUAUUGUUUGUGAAGACCAAGAUCUUUUCUCUGAUAAAGAACCCGAAUGUGAAGCUAUAACGUGCGAAAGACCAGGUGAGCCCGAUAACGGCUAUAUUAGAGAAUCCAACCGAUUAUUCCGGUAUGAAGAGGAAGUUACAUACGCUUGUGAUGCUGGAUAUAAUCUUGAAGGUAGUGAGACACGCACUUGUCAGGAAAAUGGGAAGUUUUCUUCAAGAAUGCCACGGUGUGCUGAAAUUCGUUGUAAGAUACCUUUGUUCUUACGAAACGGAGAGGUGUCUGCAAGCGGGAAGUCGUAUAUCACCUACAGAGAAACUGUUAGUUAUUCAUGUGAAAUUGGGUACAAUCUUGUCGGGUCCGAAACUGCUUCGUGCGAAGAAGAUGGUAGUCUAACAGAAAUAAUCCCCACUUGCGAAGCCAUUAUUUGUGAUGCCCUUCCGAGGUCGUUUGUAUACUCUGUCAGUCCUCUUAGAACAAGAUAUUCCGUUGGAGACGUGAUAACAAUCGAAUGCGCUGAAGGAUACCGUUUGUUCGGCUUUUCUACGAGUGAAUGUUUGCAAACUGGAGAAUUUUCAGUUACUGACCCGAAAUGCGAAGCCAUCACAUGCUCUUUCCCUGGAUCUAUCUUGAACGGCAAAGUUUCUCCAGAAAAAUCGCAAUACAGGUUUGGUGAUCGAGUGCUCUACUUCUGUAGUUCAGGAUACAAUCUUGUCGGUCAAUCUUCAUCAACGUGUGGAGGAGUGGGUGUUUUUGAAGGAUCAGUUCCUUUAUGUGAACCGUUUACUUGUCCGAGUCCAGGAAUUCUUCGUUUUGGAACGAUUCAACCGGUGAAGGAAAACUACAAAGUCGGAGACACAAUUACAUUUUUGUGUAGAUCAGGAUAUGAACUUGAAGGAUCUACAUCCUCUAGAUGUUUACUGGGAGGUUCAUUUUCUGAACAACUACCUCAGUGUACAAAAACCAAGUGUUCACUUCAAGAAGUUAUAGAAUUUGGAAUAAUUUUCCCACUGAAGAAAGAAUAUUCUGUGAACGAGAGAGUUACAUUCAGCUGUGAAUACGGUUACGAACUCCAAGGAGAAUCUGUAUCUGUAUGCGGUACGGAUGGGGAAUUUUCAGACGCAGUUCCAAGAUGCAUCGCAAUCAAAUGUCGUAAUCCUGGAAGUCCUAAAUACGGUUCAAUUUCGCCUGAUCGUCCAACUUAUGGCAUUGGUGAAGAUAUCACAUUCAAUUGCAAAGAAGGAUAUCUAUUAAGAGGAGCGAGUGUUGCAUCAUGUGUUGACGAAAAUGUGUUUUCUGCAGCCGUUCCAACCUGCGAAGAAAUUGGAUGCAGUUUCCCGGGAAACCCAGAAAACGGAUUUACAAAUCCCGUACAAUCAUCUUAUCCGGUAGGAUCACGAGUCGAUUUUGAAUGUAGAUCUGGAUACAUGCUAGAAGGAAAAGAUUCUACACGUUGCGAAAAAGGAGGAAGUUUUGCGGAUUCUCUACCAACUUGUGAAGAAAUUACAUGUGAAAAUCCUGGAGUCCCAAGGUUCGGAGAAAUAUUUCCAGAUCGUUCAAGUUAUACACUUGGACAAACUGUAUCUUUCAGUUGUUCAGAAGGAUACAAAUUGGAAGGAGAAUAUUCAAUUGAUUGCGAAGAAGAUGGAAAAUUUUCAGAUUCCAUUCCAACUUGCAAAGAAAUCACAUGCAAAUUUCCUGGAAAACCGGACAACGGUAACACCACACCUAGAAGAUCAUCUUAUUCUGUUAAUGACGAAGUAACAUUUGAAUGUGAAGAAGGAUAUGAAUUGAUAGGACUUGAAUCAAGUCGGUGUACAGGCAGCGGAAGAUUCACUGGCUUUGUACCCACAUGUAAACUUGCCGUGUGCAACAAUCCUGGUUCACCAAAAUUUGGGUCGGUGUCACCAAACCGACCUAAAUAUGCAGUGGGAGAUAUCGUUUCUUUCUCUUGUGAUAUUGGAUACCUUAUUGACGGGAUAACAACAACGAUUUGCCAAGACAACGGUAAAUUUUCGGAUGGAGUGCCGAGUUGCCAAGAGGUCACUUGCUCAUUUCCCGGUAAUCCAAAGAAUGGUGUGACAUCGCCCACACGAUUUUCGUAUGAUGUUGGAGCCGUAAUUAAAUUUGAAUGCGAAGAAGGAUUCACAAUUUCAGGAACGGAUUCCGCACGCUGCUUAGAAUCUGGCGCUUUUUCGUCUGCUCUUCCAUCAUGUAACGAGAUUACAUGUGGAAAUCCAGGAAGCCCAUCUUCUGGAUCUAUUAAGCCAAAUUCUCCUACUUAUAACGUUGACCAACGUGUCACGUUUGAAUGUGACGAUGGCUACGAAUUGAAAGGAACUAAAUCAUCUGUGUGUGAGACGAGUGGUCGAUUUUCGGAUUCAGUACCAACAUGCGAAAGAAUCUCCUGCAGCUUCCCAGGAAACCCAGUUGAUGGAUUCACAUCUCCAACCCGAUCAUUUUAUUCUAUCGGAGAGGAAAUUACAUUCGAAUGCAAAGAAGGUUUCGCUCUUACGGGAGCACAAUCUGCAAAAUGUCAAGAUGAUAAAACUUUUUCGAAAAAUCUGCCAACUUGUAGAAGAAGCACUUGCAACUACCCAGGCAGACCAAGUUCGGGAUAUACUAACCCAAAUCUCCCUAUAUAUGAUAUUGGAGAUGAAGUUUCUUAUUCCUGCAGAAGAGGAUUUCGUAUUGUUGGCACAUCUGUAUCUACGUGUGGUAAAGAUGGUCAAUUCGACAAUGCUGUACCUUCCUGCAAGCGUGCCACAUGUAGCUUUCCAGGAAAUCCCGAUGACGGUGAUACCAUUCCUACCAGAGAAACAUAUACUUUCAGGCAAAGAGUAACGUUUUCGUGUCGAGAAGGUUACACAAUUGUAGGAGCUGUAUCUGCUUUUUGCCAAGUGUCUGGAAAAUUUUCGGAGGAACUACCGUCAUGUCAACGUGUAAUAUGUAGAAAUCCAGGUUCGCCUCGAGAUGGAAGUAUAUUUCCAAGGAGACCAACUUAUUCGGUUGAAGAAGAUGUUGAAUUUAGAUGUGACGAAGGAUACAAAUUAUCUGGUUCUUCUAUUUCUACAUGCUUAGAAAAUGGGGAAUUUUCUCGCCCUGUUCCGUCAUGUGAACGCAUAAGCUGUGAUUUUCCUGGCAACCCGGUAAACGGAGUGACGUCGCCUACUCAAGUUUCUUACGCAGUCGGAAUACCGGUGACGUUCACAUGUAUCGAAGGAUUUGAGUUAGAUGGAUCAUCCGUAUCAACGUGCGAAGAAAGCGGAAAGUUUUCCUCGGGUCUUCCGACUUGCAAGAGUGUGACGUGCUCGAAUUUUGGUCUCUUCAUAAACGGAAAAGUCAUUCCGGAUUUAGCACAAUAUCCUGUUCGUCAGAAGGUUAUUUUCUCUUGUGACGAUGGCUACGAACUAGUCGGUGAAACGUCCAGUGUCUGUGAAGCAGAAGGUUCAUUUUCAAAUGGUCUUCCUAGAUGUGAACGCAAAGUUUGUCAAAAUCCUGGAUCCCCAAAAUACGGUUCAAUGUCACCUGACCUUCCAACAUAUUCGAUCGGACAGAAGAUUAUAUUUUCAUGCAACACUGGAUAUAGAAUUGAGGGAAAUUUUGUCAUAACAUGUGAUGAAGACGGGAGUUUUCUUUACAGAGUUCCAGUUUGUGAACCAAUUACUUGCAAAUUUCCUGGCAAUCCACUGGGAGGUUCCACAUCCCCAAAUAAGUUCAGCUACUCCUAUAAAGAACAAGUAACGUACAGUUGCAACCCCGGAUAUUUGUUGGUUGGCAAUUCUGAAGCAACGUGUGGAGCAAGAGGAUUGUUUUCCGAAAAUCUUCCUACUUGUGAAAGAAAUACAUGCGAUAAUCCAGGUCGCCCUAAAUAUGGAAAAAUGUCACCUGAUCUAUCCAAGUAUGCAGUCGGACAAAAAAUACAAUUCUCUUGUAAUGAUGGUUACGAAAUAGACGGAGUAUCAACACUGACAUGUCAACAAAGUGGUUCAUUUUCACCAUCCGCACCAACUUGCAAAGCUAUCAGAUGCAAGUAUCCAGGGCAACCUAAGAAUGGAGCGACUUUUCCUGUCUCUGAAACAUAUUCUUUUGAUGAGUUGAUUCGAUUCAGAUGUGAUAAUGGUUACACUUUACAUGGAUUCACGUCGGCAAAAUGUGAACGUUCGGGAAGUUUUUCAGCUUCUGUACCAGAAUGCAAAGCUACCACCUGCAAAUUUCCCGGCAGUCUAACUAACGGUGAUACAACACCAACGAAAACAAGUUACGAUAUUGGAGAAGAUGUGACGUACAGUUGUAGAACAGGAUAUAUGUUGAUGGGAGCCGUAACGAGGACAUGUGAAUUGAACGGCAGAUUUACUGGAAAAAUGCCUUCAUGUGAAAGAAAGACAUGCAAGACGGUGGGUAAACUUCGCAAUGGAUUUGUUUCACCUAACUUACCAGAGUAUACUGUGAAUCAAGUCAUUACAUUCACCUGUGAUACUGGAUACAAAUUAGAAGGAGCAACGUCGUCUACUUGCAUGGACGAUGGAAAGUUUUUGGAAGCAAAACCGACGUGUAAAAUUGUGCCUUCGUGUAAAAAUCCUGGCGCUCCCGAUUUUGGUACGAUAUCGUCAACCAGGCCGAUUUUCAAUGUCAAGGAUUCUAUUUCCUACGUCUGUAACUUUGGAUAUCGAUUGGAUGGUACACCAGAAGCUGAGUGUCUUCCUUCGGGAUUGUUUAGCGCUCCAAAACCAACUUGUGAACAAAUCAAUUGUGGCUUUCCGGGUUCACCAAUCAAUGGAUUCACAUCGCCCAAAAAAGCUAGAUAUCUCUUGGGCGAUACGGUCAAUUUCAGAUGUGAUUCUGGAUAUGUCAGAAUCGGAAUUGCUUCAUCAAAAUGCACGGGAUCAGGAGAUUUUGUAGGAAAAAUUCCUACAUGCAAUCGUGUGGUUUGCAACAAUCCUGGAGCACCCGAGUUUGGUAAAAUGCUACCUGAUGAAAUUAACUAUGUAGCUGGACAAUCAGUCAGAUUUUCAUGUUUAAGUGGGUACCGAAUGAACGGUCGUGACGAAAGCGAGUGUGGGAAAAAUGGAGAUUUUCUUAGCUCGUUCCCGACCUGCGAACGAAUCGUAUGUGCAAAUCCUGGGGCUCCUUCGUUUGGUUCACUUGAGCCAGAUUUAUCAAGAUAUCUUGCUGGUACUACCGUUACAUUUUCCUGCAACGCCGGUUUUGAUUUAGACGGACAAACGAAAUCAAAAUGUGACAACAGCGGUAGAUUUACAAACCCACCUCCAUUGUGCAGAAGAAAGACCUGUCGACAUCCAAAGCCACUAGAAUACGGUUUUGUGUCUCCCGUUCUUCCAAUAUAUACUGUCGGACAGAAAGUAAGAUACGCUUGUUUGAUUGGAUACGAAUUGAUUGGUGAAGACACGGAUGAAUGCGGAGAAAAUGGUCAAUUUAGUGGGAUUGUACCUACUUGCGAAUUGAAGGUCGUCACGUGCAAUUAUCCAGGAAAUCCAACUAAUGGAGCAACAUUGCCUAAGAAAGAUUCUUAUUCGACGGGAGAACAAGUUACUUUCCAGUGUGACAAAGGAUAUGUUAUAUUUGGCGCCGUGAUGGCGAGAUGUUCCACGGCGGGAAGAUUUUCUGAAAUACUACCGACAUGCAGAAGUGUUACUUGUAACCACCCCGGUACACCAAUCUUUGGUUCAAUAAGUCCAGAUAUUCCAAGAUACACGGUGAGUCAAAAUGUGGUGUUCUCUUGCAAUGAUGGUUAUAAAAUCAAAGGAGUCGAGACUACGAUGUGUGAUUAUAACGGACAAUUCGAAGAUCCAGUGCCGAAAUGUGAAAGAACGAUGUGCAGAAAUCCAGGAAAACCAGAUUUCGGAACCAUGACGCCGGAUUACGUCACUUAUUCUAUUGGGCAAACAAUAACUUUCAGUUGUUCCAGAGAAUAUAAUCUAGAUGGAUUUGAAACAACAAAGUGCAAUAAUGACGGAAGCUUUACAAAUCCCGUACCUACAUGUGAACGACGAUCCACUUGCCGUAAUCCUGGGUUAUUUGAAGGAGGAAGCAUUGAACCAAACUAUCCAAUAUAUUCGGUCGGUCAAGAGAUUACAUUUUCCUGCAUGUCAGGUUAUAGAUUAGAAGGAGCUAAGUCAGCAAUUUGUGAAGAAAAUGGACGAUUUUCAGAUCCAAGACCUGUUUGCCGAAUGGAAACAUGUAAAAAUCCUGGACGUUUAUCAAAUGGAGAUAUGUUUCCUGAUCUGCCAACUUACUCUGCUGGACAAUCGAUCAAAUAUUUUUGUAAUGAUGGAUUCAUCAUACAAGGGUCUCAAACAACAACGUGUGAAAAAGGAAUAUUCACAAAUCCUGUUCCAGUCUGUGAAAGAAUUACAUGUCGAUUUCCGGGCACGCCUGUCAAUGGAAAGACAGUACCCAGAAAACCGUCUUAUAAACUAAAUGAAAGAGUUGAAUAUGAAUGUGACAAAGGUUACAUCAUGGUUGGAGAUGAUACAUCAGUUUGUACCAGAAGUGGAGACUUCUCGGAAUCUCUACCUCUAUGCAAACAAGCCAGUUGCGAUCCCCUAAAAGAACCAAUCAAUGGCCGCAUAACACCUCUAAAGUCGUCUUAUGACUUGAACGACAUAAUAAAUUUCGAGUGUGAUGAAGGAUAUCAAAUAAUUGGGGAACCAAAUUCAAGAUGCUCACCGAACGGUGAAUUCUCAUCGCCCGCACCCACGUGUAGAAGAGUGAAAUCAUGCGGGUUCCUCGGUAACCCCAUCAAUGGAAAAACUCUACCUCGUAAAGCUACUUAUCUUAUCAAUGAAAGUGUUCGAUUUGAAUGCGAAGAUGGUUAUAGAAUAAUAGGACCAAAUUCUGCAUUUUGUUUGGAGUCGGAGGAAUUUUCUGAGACUUUACCUACGUGUGAACCGUCGAGAUGUCUCAAUCCCGGUCAAGCUAUUAAUGGCAAGACAAUUCCUUCUAAGCAAUUUUAUGACACUGACGAAGUGGUGGAAUACAGGUGUGAUGAAGGUUAUCAACUUAUUGGCGAGAAAACGGCAAGAUGUCGUAACAAUGGACAAUUUUCAGCUCAGCCACCUUCAUGUACUAGCGUGAAGUGCAGCUAUCCAGGAACACCUGAUGGUGGAUCGACCGUGCCACGUCGAGCAAAUUAUAACGGUGGUGAAAUAAUAGAAUUUUCAUGCAAGGACGAAUGUUAUGAACUGGUCGGAAGUAAAACAGCAAUUUGUAUGCCCAAUGGACUUUUCUCGCAAGAGGUACCAUCAUGUGAACCAAAGAUGUGUCUGCACUUUCCUACUAUUCCAAACUUUGGAACUCUAGAGCCGCUUCAGAAAAAUUAUACUUGUGGGCAGAAAAUAGACUACAACUGUUUUACUGGAUACAGACGAACUGGUCCUACUCAUACUUCAUGUCUACCUGAUGGGACGUUUGAAAAACACCUCGCUGAAUGUGAAGUUGUGAAGUGUAAACCACCGCCAACUCUUCGUAAUGGUUUUACAACAACCAAUUUCGGAGGAAUGGUAGUUUUUGAAAAUGUUGUAACGUAUCGAUGUAGAACUGGAUAUAGAAUGGUUGGUGUGGAUUCUAUUAAAUGCGGAGAAGAUGGCUCAUACAUUGGAGCGGUGCCGGAAUGCAAAGCAAUUCUAUGCCAACAACCAAGAUCACCAUCCAAUGGAAGAGUUAUUUCUUCUGGACGUGACUGGCGUGUAGGCGAAGUAAUGGAUUUUCAAUGUGAUGAACAUUAUACUAUAGUUGGAAAAAGUUUUGCUGUUUGCCAAGGAAAUGGCGAAUGGAAUAAUCCACCCCCAACCUGUGCCGAGCCCAUUUGCCACGAAAACUGCCAUUUUCCAAGAAUCAGGGGCCGUCCUUGUCAAUGUGAUGAAGAAUGUCAAAACAGAGGAGAUUGUUGUAAUGAUUAUAAAAUGAAGUGCACAUUGGGAACGUGCAAAAACAGAUGUGGUGCAGCAAUGAACAAUCAUAAUAAAUGUUCAUGCGAUGACCUUUGUGCGACUCGUUUCGGGAAGAACUGUUGUCAAGACUAUAAAAUGUAUUGCAGUGAUCCAAAAGAACAUUCAUCAAACAUGAAGGAUGGGCAUUCCUGAACUACCUCCACAAUUAAUCAUGGUGGCGUCAAAUGAAACUCAAAAACCAAUUUGUAUUGAUUUUAUUUAAUUACUCAUCUUUGAAAAUUCACACCAUUAUCUGAAAAUGGCAACAAUUACAGCCACUUUCUAAUUUUGAACUAGCAGACAGCUGCCAAAUUCCAGAUAUGAUGUUAGUUGCGUUGAACUGAAAAAAUGCUUUUGGUGAUAUUUCAUACUAGCAUCAUUUGUUUUUGUAAUCAUACGUUUCCGAUUGCCAUAAGUAUUGAUUUUUUUUAUUGUUUUUAUUUUAAAUCCAUCUGCUUUCAUGAUACAUAUAUAUAUAUAUCUUGUUUUAAAAUGUCAUGUCGUUGUUUUGUAAGUUGAAAAUAAAAUACUAAUACCAA
Messenger RNA from Styela clava, 11604 nucleotides. The record is from RefSeq and is a predicted model, not a curated record. NCBI's taxonomy places the organism in Eukaryota, Metazoa, Chordata, Ascidiacea, Stolidobranchia, Styelidae.